ACCACUCCCCCCCUCAAAAGGAGAACAUAUUUCUGUCUGCUCCCCAUCCCUCGUCAACCUGGAGGAGAGACAGCGCAACUACAUCACCUCCCCUGCCUCCUCCUCACAGCGUUGGUCGCCAUCCAUCCCCUCUCCUCCUCCUGUACCAUAACAGAUGGUGGGAACAACGUUUCAUGCACCGGGCACCACAACAAUAGACCGCAGCAUCCCGUCCACCCCGUUACGGCCUUGCAGCAUCAUGCUCCCGGCGAAGGACUGCAGGAAGCUCUGAGUGCCGUCGUGAAUUGUUUCACGCCGGUACCAGCCAAAACCAUCACCACCACGGCCACGGAGGAACCUUCUUGCCACUGUUUGGGCUCUCCACCGAGCAAAGGAAGAUGGCCGCUAUGAAAAUAUUAACCAGCGCUGGGCUUUUCUUGGCUUUUUGCGCGCUGGGUCUCCUCGCCAUGGCGAUCUGCACCGACUACUGGUACGAGACCGACGCCAGGAGACACCGAGAGAGGUGCAAAAACUAUGCCAACAAGCGGAACGACCCCGGUUACAUCUACAUUUCAAACCACAACCUCCCUCUCCAGAUGCCUCCAAAAACCGGCCCAGAUGCUGCUCCUCUCGUUAGGGGGAAGCGGCACUUUCUGCCCGCGUCGUCUUCAAUGGAGUCCCACUGCAGCCGACAGUUCAACUCUACCGUCUCCGGGCUUUGGAGGAAGUGUCACCGGGAAGGAUUCGACCUGGAGACCGAGGACCUUAUUUACAAAGGAAUAAUUCAAAGGUGUACCCCAGUCAAGUAUCACUACUCCUCGUCCAUCCUUCCUCGGAAUUUACCCAUCAACAUCACAAAGACCAUACGUCAGGAUGAGUGGCAUGCUCUUCAUCUAAGAAGAAUGACAGCCGGCUUUGUGGGCAUGGCCGUGUCCAUCAUUCUUUUUGGUUGGAUCAUCGGAGUGCUGGGAUGCUGCCAGCAGCAUGACCUCAUGCAAUAUGUAGCCGGCCUACUCUUUCUCAUGGGAGGAACAUGUUGCAUCAUCUCCUUGUGCACAUGCGUGGCAGGAAUCAACUUCGAGUUGUCCCGCUACCCGCGCUACAUGUACGGCCUCCCUGAAGACAUUAGCCACGGCUACGGUUGGUCCAUGUUUUGUGCCUGGGGGGGCCUCGGCCUCACAUUGCUGGCCGGCUUCCUCUGCACUCUGGCUCCCUCCUUGAGCACGCCCGCUCGCACGACGACCCACAAACCGAGGCAGGAGAACGGAACCGUGUGACAUGAGGUGUUACACGGAGACUGACCCACCAAACGCACAAAGCACACCUUCCCAUGUUUAACUCUGAAACAGUUCUCGUGUAAUCACCGUAUCACAACACCCUCAACGUGGCCAUAUCCUUUCAGUGUACAGUGUGCCUGAUCUGUGACAAAAACGCAACAAAAUAAAAGAUGAACUUCACACAUCAAAAACCCCCUCGAUGGACCUUCAGGAACAUGAAGAACAACUUGUACAGCAGCUCAUGAGUGGGAAACGGCUUCAAAAAGGCCUCUUUGUUGUUGUUGUCUGUUUUGAUUUCUGAGAUGCUGAUUUUUCUGGCGCUUUAAAGAGAACAGAUAUCUCUGAAUAGAAUUACUCUUAAAAUGGUGCUCUUUGAAACAAAUAAAGCCACUUACACUCCUACGAAGGAAACACACAUGCAAACACAUAUCUUCUCAGUUCCUCUGGAGAAAUCUUGAGAGAAAUCCUCAAACAAAAAAAAGUCAACAAAGCAAACAUCAGUCCAGAACAACCUGCCAGGACUCUGAUCUAUGUCAUUGUUUGUAAUGAAGAAGGAGGAGAAGAAGAAGAAGAAGAAGAAGAAGAAGAAGAAGAAGAAGAAGAAAAAAAAACACACAAAAAAAACAGGCGUUUUGUUGCUCGUAUCUUAGUGAAAAACACAAACUGGUAUGAAAAAUUAAUCAGCUGUAUAAGGUUGCGGCUUGUAAAAAUAUUACACCAGUGUGACAUAACACACUAGAGAGAAUUAGCCUCGAACAUCAAAGAAAAUGCAUUUCUAUGUAGAGCCAGAUGUUUGUGUGAAAUUAAUAUCUUUUUUUUUUUUACUUUUCUCUCCUAACAGUAAACGAGGUUAAGAAUGAUUUGUAAACCCAAAAGCCAAGUAAAAAAAAAACAUGAAAAAUAUGAAAACAGAGAAGCUGCUGAGCUCUGACCUGAUGUUGACGUUAUUGCUCAUGCAGCCCCGUUGCUUGGUGACAGCUUAAUAAUAACCUGACAGAAACCAAGAAGUGAAACCAAGCUAUUAGCUAAAGAAUAUGUUUUAGUUUUGUCUUAAUGAUGGCCGCCUUUUUAGUCUCGCAAACACUGAACACAAGCACAUUAAGCUAUUACGGAGAACAAGAAAAGCAACGGUGGUCAUCAGUGCAACACCACACUCAUGAUUUCCUAACCUAAUUAUAGAGAUGCUGUAAAGUCAAACAUUGUGAGAAGGGCAAAUAUCUCCAUAUCAUUUGCAGCACGGAAAGCAAGCAGGAAACGGGCAGCGGUGCUAAUCAUACGUACUGCUCCCUUUGCAAUUAGUGACACUCCUGAUAAAGAUCUCUAAAACGUCUUAAAAUAAAUAAUUUAUUAUAGCACCAUCAACUGAAGAUUUUCAGAAAAAAAAGAUAUUUAAUUUGUGUACAUUUACACAGCCGGGGAGAAAAAAAAAAAACUCACGUUGAGAAAUAAAAUGCUUUUUUUUUUCUCUGUUAUGUAGUUAUUUGUACCCUUAGCAAUUUUUCUGAAACGUAAAAUUUUCUUCUUUUUUUUUGUAUAUUAAUCGUUUUAAUGUUUUCGGACUCAAGCUGCAGGUAGAAUGCUAGUGUUUGUCUUUGUGCAUAAACUUUUCUCCCUGUGCAAACGCAGGUUCCCUCCAGCUUCACCCCACACUAAAAACAUGCCUGUUGGAUUAAUUGACUUCUCUAAGAAACCAAUUAAAACCCUGACAAGAAAAGACCAAGUUCAGACAAUGGAUGGUUUCAGAACUUUUAAUUAGUAAACUGUUCCCAUUUACCUGGAAUAUAAAUUUAAUGUGACACCGACGUACAUUUUAUUUAGCCACCAGGAUGGAUAAGCGCCCCAGCUUAUUUUACCGUUGUGCAAAGUAAGGCGGAUGGUAAAAAAAAAGAGAAAAAGUCAUUACUAGAGCACUGCAGCAAAUAUUGGCAUCUUGGCCUCACUAAAUCUAGUUAUUUGGGUGUGAUUCUAGAAAAAAAAAGUCUUCCACCAUCAUAAAUGUAGGGAUGUGCAGUUUUCCAAAUGCUACCUGGACUUUAUCCGAAACUGUUCUUAGUAGAUCAAGACUGAACUUUUUAGCUAUAUUCCAGAUGUGUCUGAAAAAAACCCCAAAAUGUUUGGAAAAGCACCUCAUGCUCACUGCUAUACAUAUGCGAUACUUUCUUUUGCAAAGGCUCUUGAAACCUUCCUAGAGUUACUGGAGUCAUGAACUCAUUGAGAUGCCAGAAAAUUCAUCCAGAGUUUCAAAAGUUUGAUAAUUCAAAACAUUUGGCUGAAUCAGGGCACAAAUGAUUCCCCCGACACAAAAUAGACCUUCUUUGAUGGUUUAAUUGUUAUAGAAAAUGUCUGAUGAGGUGAAGAAGAGGCGGCUUCAGACGAGGUCCAGGACUAAAAACAUCCUCUUUCUGUAUGGUGUAAUAUUGUGAAAUACAAUAAGAAAGAAUUAAAUGCUGAUCUAUUGGCAAAAAGGGUUUUUGCAGAGUAUUAACAGCAGGGGUGCCAAUAAUUGUACCGCUGAUGAUUUUGUGAAAAACAUUAUUUCUCAACAUGUUUUUUUUUUUUGUUCUGCUUGAUUAUGGCAGGUUUAUUUAAAAGCUUAUUUAGAUUUAUUUUAUGCUUCUUUACCAGAGGUGCCAGAAAAUGUGAAGAGGGUUAUGUAUAUUAUAAAUGGAGUUUAUUUAAAACUUAACAUUUGUGAAGAUCCACAAAAUCAGAAGAAAUGCAGUGUUUAUUCCAUAAAAGCAGGUUUAACACUGAGGCUAGGAUUACCGAUCUGACAGUAUCAUAGUGUCCCUUCUCAAACUGUAAAAUAUUUUUUUUUCUAUUAAGCAAAAACAACUUUUAUUGUGUACUAACUUUUAAAAUGUGAAACCUGCAAAGACACAGAAAAUAUCUUAUCACCCAUGUUUGUUUUAAUUUGUUAUUCAAUCUUCA
Molecule: messenger RNA, 4187 nt
Organism: Poecilia reticulata (guppy)
Lineage: Eukaryota; Metazoa; Chordata; Actinopteri; Cyprinodontiformes; Poeciliidae
Gene: tmem276b
Product: transmembrane protein 276b
Cellular component (GO): membrane
Source: RefSeq, a predicted model, not a curated record